This is a messenger RNA of Alosa sapidissima (American shad), 3510 nucleotides long. RefSeq names its product beta-1,4-glucuronyltransferase 1 (gene b4gat1). Gene Ontology annotation, molecular function: glucuronosyltransferase activity. The transcript is spliced from 2 exons. The record is from RefSeq and is a predicted model, not a curated record. NCBI's taxonomy places the organism in Eukaryota, Metazoa, Chordata, Actinopteri, Clupeiformes, Clupeidae. Bases 177 to 1472 code for a protein of 431 amino acids.
GAACAGGUAACGUUAUAGCCUACAUCUGAGGGAGAACCACAAUGCAAGCUUCAAUGCAACCAGCAGCGAGCUAAGCUAGCUAUGCCUUGCUGAUGCGCAACACUUAAACGUUACUAAUUAGCGUACGAGACAGAUGAUAACAGCUGUUGUUACAGUCACACACAUUAACUUCUAUAAUGCAUUUUUCGAAAAAAUGUUCCGUUUUCAAAGUGAUUCUGAGUGCCCUGUUCAUUGUAGCGUUAUUGCAGUUGAUCUAUCUGUCAUUCCUGUCGAGAUUCCACGGUAAACAACAGCGCUAUAAAUACUUCGAGUUGUUUGGUGGUGGGAGCAAGAGAAAUGCCCACCAGACUGAGAAAAACUCUAAAAAAGAACACCUCCGGUACUCUCUGUCCACUGGCGGCAUUUUCGACGCCAGCGGGCAGUACCGAGUUUAUAAAAACUUGGUAAAAAGUGACUUCUCGACCAAUCAAAAGCCUGGAUCAGGCACAAGUACGAACACACUCGUGCUUGCUACGCACACCACCAUUAACAAUCUGCACCACCUAGACUCCCUGUUAGAGCGUUGGAAAAAUCCCCUCUCUAUUGCCAUUUUUGCACACGGGCAAGAUGUCAAAUUUGCCACGGCGCUCGUGUACGCCCUUAGCAUCUUUUGCCCUCACAUCCAAGCUCUGGUGGACUUUCACCUGGUCUGCCCGUCGGAGGAAACCGCGAGUUUCCCAGAACAGGACCGAGAGCAUUUCUCAGGCCUCGAAGACUGUGCUGGGGUAUUUGCCAAGCUAGGCUCUCACAGAGACAAGUAUAAAAACUAUGCCAUCGGGAGCAAUAUCUCCUACCCUAACAACUUACUGCGUAACGUGGCCCGCAGUGGCACAGAUGCCGCCUUCAUCCUGGUCAUCGACAUGGACAUGGUUCCCAGCGAUAGCUUGCACCAGCAGUUCCUCGACAUGGUGGCGAGGCGGAGGCCAAAUACAGAAGAAGUGUUCGUGCUCCCCGCCUUUGAGAUCCGCCACACACGAAAGCUCCCCGCCACCAAGCCAGAGCUGGUGCAGCUGUACCAGGUGGGCGAGGUGAGGCCCUUCUACGAGGAGCUGUGCCCGCGGUGCCAGGCGCCCACCAACUACUCACGGUGGGUGAACCAGCACGAGCACGGGCCGGACCAGCUGGACGUGGCCUACACGCUGAACUGGGUCGACCCGUGGGAACCCUUCUAUAUCAGUGCUCGAUCCGUGCCACUGUAUGACGAGAACUUCAGGCAGUAUGGAUUCAACCGCAUCAGCCAGGCCUGUGAGCUGCAUAUAGCUGGCUACCGUUUUUCCGUGCUCAACUCGGCGUUUGUGGUGCACCGUGGCUUCAAGGUGCAGGGCGAGUUCCACAGCCGCAAAGACGAGGAGAACCGACGUAACCGUGUGCUGUUCCGCAGCUUCAAGGAAGGCCUGAAGACCAAGUACCCAACCUCUCCCAGACGUUGCUGACACACACACACACACACACACACACACUCUCUACUGUGAAGGCUUCCAUUAGAUAAUCGAUAACAAAUAAAUACAGCAUAAAGCAUUAAUAUGAACACAAACCACAAAUAAAACAACAAAAUGGCCCCCAACGAUGUAAAGACAGUUGUAGAGAGGCGCAAAAUUCAAAGUGGAUUUAUUUAUUUUUUUGCCUUUUUUUAUUUUGAGGAGUUGAUAGUUUUUCAAACGAAGUGAGAACAUAUGUAAACUAGGAGAUUGGUUUGAGUUUCAGGUCAUUUUUACAUUGAUUAACAGUUACUCUGAGUCAAACACUAAAUCAAAAAAACACAACUUCAUUCACUUGUGUCCAGUGUGCUUGUAUGCUAAUAAGUUUUUUUUUUUUUUUUUUUUUUUUUUUUUUUCCAAAAUAUAUGUUGUAUAUUUUCAUAAAUGUCUGAGUGAUAUCAACACAUUUCAUGCUUGUUAAAAUGAUAAAACCAUGUAGCACUAAUGUAGGUGGAUCACCUGUUUUCACAAUACAAAACAAAACAGAAAGUAGAACUGAACUGGCCAACAUGGAAAACACUGUCUUUAGAGGACAUACAGAGUGCCAGUUUGGCAGUGUAUUUUGCCGACAGUGCAUGCGUACUGUGGCCAGAGUGAAAUCGGACUCAAAAAGGGGGCAGAGUCUGGCCGAAGUUAAUUAGAUAGAUAGAUAGAUCAGAUAUUAUCACUGGUUGCAUGUGAUUGGUUUAUUCAAUUUCACUUCACCAGAGAGGUCUCGCCCAUUUCAAAGUUCCUGCCUUGACGUAGCUUCCCGCUUACCUAUAUUGCUGCAGAACUUGGGCCCAAAAUGUGGAAACAUAACCAUGAAAACAGGAACCACCAGGUAGCAGCAGUGGAUCACGACAGAGGGUUUGUGGACUCUCAGAGAAACAAUGCUCUGUUCACCAUCCAUCUUUUAGUUGCAGCAUUAUGAUCGAUCCUUGGGAUAACAGUCUAGUCUAUGAACAAAUACUCUCAAAGUGGCACGAAAUGAGACCUGCCUGUCGAAUUCGCUUGCUGAUGUCUUAGAAGAUACGGACAGCGGAAGAUGGGGAGAUCGGUCACAGCUGUGGACAUUUUGUUGGACUUGCACACUGGACGACUGGAAGCUGUUUUUUUCACUCUGUGACAAUUUUAUUGACAUUACAGCCCUCUUGAGGGUUGAUGGAGCAUUGUCAGUUUGCACUGCAAGUCCUUGGUGUGUCCCUUUUAGAAAAUUUCAGGUGGCACGUUGGCAGUUGGCCCAUUUGUUGUGCAUUAGGUCUUGGAGGUGACCCCAGUCAGUGUCUGGUUGAAAUGCCUUUUUGAUUGACUGAGGUUAGAUAUUUAAGUACACUACAAACUGAGCAAAUUGUGGUGAUUUUAUCUUUUACUUUUUUUGUGUGUUUGCACUGAUGAUGGUGAUUUGUGGUGGGAAUUUCAGAUUAGUUGAACCUAUGUGUUGCUUUUGUGUAUUUAUGUUUGGAAUACACUCGUUUUUUUUUUUAAGAGAUUAAAAACACUAAAGAACAUAUCUUGCCUUCUCCCAUACAUGGUUUUAAGUGUCAGAUUAAACUGUUGCUAUGAUUAGAAUUCAUAGUUAUUUUGUAUUGUGAUUUUGCUAUUUAUUGAGGAAACGUUCUACAUAUUUAGUAACAAAUCGACAUAAAACAUCAUUUUGAGGUUGCGGUACUUAAUCACGUGUUGUCAUGGCUUUUGAGGCACUGUUGUAUUGCAUUGAAAGUCUAUACAAUUUCUGAGGUUUUUACAUGCGAGUGCUUCUAUUCAUUUGUAACCUUUGCAAUCCUUUCCUGCAGCUGUCCUGCAGAGUUCACUUCAGUUCAGCGUUGCCCCCAAUAACACUACCAGUGCUGAAUGGCUCACUGCAUCAACGAGCACAUCAAGCCCACCACAAGUUACUGUUUGCAAAAUGAUUUUGUGUUGUUUUCUAUUUAUAGGUAUGCAGUUAUUUAUCUGUUUGUUUGUUGAUAUUUUGCCUGGGUUUGGUAUCUUAAUAAAAGCUGUUAUUAUUGAA